Plasmodium relictum is the source of this 1515-nucleotide messenger RNA. RefSeq names its product tRNA delta(2)-isopentenylpyrophosphate transferase, putative. NCBI's taxonomy places the organism in Eukaryota, Apicomplexa, Aconoidasida, Haemosporida, Plasmodiidae. Gene Ontology annotation, cellular component: mitochondrion. Gene Ontology annotation, biological process: tRNA modification. Gene Ontology annotation, molecular function: tRNA dimethylallyltransferase activity. The coding region runs from base 1 to 1515 and encodes 504 amino acids. The record is from RefSeq and is a predicted model, not a curated record. The transcript has a single exon.
AUGUUUUGUAAUAUAUAUAUAUUUAUAAUAUAUACAUUCUUAAUAAUUCAUUUGUAUUUUAAAAAGUUUCAUAUAUUAAUUGAUUGUUUUAAAAUAAAAAAUCAAAACAUAAUUUUAAAAAGAGAAAACAAUUUAUAUAAAAUAUUACUUAAAAACAGCAAUAUUUACAAUAGUUUUAUAAAGAAAAGAAGUAAUACAUAUCCUAUAUAUUAUAAUUUUAAAUUAUAUCAUAUAUUUAGUAGUAAUGAUUUAUUAAAUAAAAAUAAAGAAAGAUAUAAAGUAUUUUAUUAUAAAAAGAGAAGAAACAAUGUUACGUAUAUAUGUAGAAAAAAUAGGACAGGAAAUAUAGGAUUACUAACAAUAUAUGAAAAGAGUAUAAAAAUGGAUAAUAAAUAUAAUAUAAAAAUAAAUAAAACUAAAAAUAUGUAUGCAUAUGAUUCAAGUGAAAUUGAUAAAUUUGAUAUAUAUGAUCAUAAUAAAGGGAAAAAAGAAAAGAUAAUUUUAAUAAUUGGAGUAACCUGUAGUGGAAAAACAAAAUUCAGUAUCGAUUUAUCUGAAGAAUUAUUAAAAUAUAAUAUAAAAACUGAGAUUAUUAGUGCUGAUUCUAUGCAAGUUUAUCAAAAUUUUAAUAUAGGAAUAUCAAAAAUUAAUGAGGAAGAAAAGAGAGAUAUAAAGCAUCAUUUAUUAGAUGUAUGCCAUCACAAUGAUACAUUUAAUGCUCAUAAAUUUAUUAAUUAUACCAUACCAAUUAUUAAAAAUAUUAACACUAGUAAGAAAUUGGCUAUUGUAACAGGAGGCACUUUAUUAUACAUUGAAUCUUUAUUAUGGGAAUCGGUAAUAGAUUUAAAAGAUCAAAAAGAAGAAACAAAAAAAGAAGAAAAAGAAGAAAAAUAUAAUUAUGAAAAUAAAACUAAUGAUGAACUGUAUGAACAAUUAAAAGAAGUAGAUGAAGAAAGGGCUAAUCAAUUGCACAAAAAUGAUAGAAAGCGAAUUUGCAGAAGUCUUGAUAUUUUUUAUAAGUAUAAUAAGAGACACAGUGAAUUAAUAAAAAUUAAAAAUCAUAAAAAUCAUAAAAUUAAUGAAAUGAGGUAUAUACCAUGUUUUUUUUAUUUAGAUUAUAAUAAUGAUGAUGUUUUAAAAAGAGAAAUUGAAAAACGAGUUGAUUUAAUGAUUUCAAAAGGAUUAUUGGAUGAAGCUAUAAAAUUAAAGGAAUUAAACAACAAUAAAAAUAUAAAAUCAUCAUAUAAAGGAAUAAAUCAAAGUAUUGCUUAUAAAGAAUUUGAUGCAUAUAUCGAAAAAAAAAUAAAUAAAAUUAAUGACGAGAAUUUAUUUAACAUAUGCAAGGAAAAUUUAAUUAGAAAGACUUAUAAAUAUGCAAAAAAGCAAAGAAGAUGGAUAUUUAAUAGAUUUGUAAAAAAUUAUAGCAUUCCUUUAAACAAAAUAGAUGUAUCAAAAAAUUAUAAAGAGCAAUUAAGUGAUUCAGUAGAUAUCAUUUUAAAAUUUUUACAGGAUUAA